CCAGGUCCACCAAUUGUACGUAAUGGCGUCACGGGCGACCGCCGCCACUCGCCGGCGGGCGGAAUCAGCUUUGCCGUUUUGUAUAUUAAGACACCGCAUCGCAUCUUUUUAUCACAGUUAAAUUCUUCAACUAUUCAAACCUGAUACAUUCAACUCCAAAAUGAAGGGACAAGCUGUUGAACGCAUUAGCAUCCGGUGGCUGCCGGAUCCAGCCUUCGAGGAUACGCGGACCGUUGCCCUCAAUGUUGGCGGUUAUUUUAUCGACUUGCGCACCACCAAAGAAGAGCCAUCCAUCCAAUGGAGCCACGCUGGCGAGCUGACUAUUCUCAAGGAGGAGCCAUUUACGUGUCGAUGGACACACAUCAUCGACUCGCUCGGUUUCACUGAUCCGGACGAGGCAUCUUUCACCAAGUUGCCCAAUGGUGAUGAGCUCGAAGUCGGCGAGACCAAAUGCCCCCACAAGAAUGACGCCAUGACGGCAUAUGAGGAAGUGUGGCGAGAUGUAACCGCUCACGAGAAGCCAGAGGAGCCAUCGUGGAUCCUACGAAGUAGCGAGGGAAAUACUUUCAUUGGAAGGGUUGGAAACAUCUAUCAGGCCAACAGCCUGGAUGCCAAUGGGUUUUCUGCGAGGAGAGAAGAUUUUGUCAAGAAUGCAGGAGAAUGGAACAUUUCCUUUGCUGCUGGCAAUGCCGUUUCCAUCCCGAGAGUGGCUGAUGUGUUGAAAGAGCUCAGCUCGAAGCCUAAGUGGUCAAUUGGCGAGAAGGUCACAGUUAGUGGUCACGAAUUCUCAGUCAUCGCUAUCGAGGAGAACUAGACGUUAUUUACCGUUCGCCACGGGUCGAUGCGUAUUAUGUAUUUAGUCAAUACCGG
Ilyonectria robusta is the source of this 870-nucleotide messenger RNA. RefSeq lists its product as uncharacterized. The transcript has 2 exons. The coding region runs from base 161 to 814 and encodes 217 amino acids. Lineage: Eukaryota; Fungi; Ascomycota; Sordariomycetes; Hypocreales; Nectriaceae. The record is from RefSeq and is a predicted model, not a curated record.